This is a messenger RNA of Phytophthora infestans T30-4, 372 nucleotides long. RefSeq names its product secreted RxLR effector peptide protein, putative. The coding region runs from base 1 to 372 and encodes 123 amino acids. Lineage: Eukaryota; Oomycota; Peronosporomycetes; Peronosporales; Peronosporaceae. The transcript has a single exon. The record is from RefSeq and is a predicted model, not a curated record.
AUGCGCUUUACCUGCUUCCUAAUCCUGCUCGUUACUAUGUUCGCCACAAGCAGCAAGAGCUUCGCUGGCGCCUUCGAGAUUGGUCCAAGCCGUAACAUCGCUCGUGCGUCCGACGUCAAGCUCGUCGACAGUGUUCGUCGUCUCAGGGGGUAUGAGAAGCUGAAUAAAGAAGAGAGGAUAGCAACUGUAGCUGCGGUCGCUGCGGUACAUCUGGGUCGUACGAAUUCUAUGCAAUCGUCACAGAUUGCGCAUUCGGCGGGAAAAUAUGUCCCGAUGUCGAAGUGGGAGGUGGGUGUGCUUGCUCUGCUGGCUGCUGGAGCGGUAUCUGGCACUGCUUAUGGCCUUUAUAAACUAGCGCGGUCAGCCGAAUAA